Molecule: messenger RNA, 756 nt
Organism: Parnassius mnemosyne (clouded apollo)
Lineage: Eukaryota; Metazoa; Arthropoda; Insecta; Lepidoptera; Papilionidae
Source: the annotation of a GenBank genome assembly
AUGAGUAAAAUUAUAACUUCAAAAGCCACAAACGCCACCAGCAAUAAAAUGAAAGAUGAGGAGUGGAUACGAAUAGCCGAGCAGUUUAAUGCUACGGCAACUAAUUGUCGUCGGACACCACAACAGCUUCGGCUGAAAUGGGAAAAUUUAAAGAAAAAUGCACGUAAUCGUUGCACCAAAAUAAGAAUGAAUAGCAUAAAAACUGGUGGAGGUGUUGGUGAGUACAUACCCCCAGAUGAAAUACUGGAUCGUGUUACCAGCCUAUUGGGGAGUACAGCCAAUGGAUUAGUUGUUCCUUAUGGGGGAGAUAAGGAACCUGAGCGCUAUGUAGUGCUUUGUGAUGGUAGUGGUAUUGAGCCAAAUGGUGGUAGUGUAGAGGAAAUAGGUGGUGAUGCUAGGGUCAAUUUAGAAAUCCUAGAACUUCACGACACAUCAGUGCCAGAUCCGCAAAUGGAAAUGAUUGUGACUCCUACUCCUCCACAUUCAGCAUUGGCUCAGGUUAACACCUGUGCUAUUGCUGAACAAAUUAAAGUUACAAAUACACCACGGAGAGUCACAUUUAAUGUCCCUAGAACAGGUAAAAGGAAAUUGCAGGGUGAUGGGUCCAAAUCUGCUAGAGAUCUUGCCAUUGCAGAAUAUUAUAAGUUUAAAAAACUAUGCCUGGAGUCAAAAUUAGAUAAUAUACUAUUAGAAAAUAAGAAACUUAAAUUAGAAAAUGAAAAACUUUUAUUAGAAAUAGAAAAUUUUAAGAAAUAG